CGCACGGCAAGUGACCGCUGGCGCUCGUGUCCCAAGAGCCCCGAGGCCCCGUAACGUCUGAAGAGCCCCAAGGCCCCGACCGGAGCCCCAGCUGACCUCACGCACAGCCGCAACUCCCGCACAAGCUGGUCUCUUGGACCGAGGCUGAGGUGGUGCUGGAGUGAGAUCAUUCGACGAGGGUAUACUAGGCAGGCCGAGGAGCGGGCCAGUGGAGCUGGAGCUAUGGCGCUGUGGCCGCUCUGUCUCCGUCACGACGUGCUGCUGUUCUGGAGGGCCUGGGUGCUGGUGCUGGUGCCGCUCGUGCUCUCGCCAUUGCCGCUGGUGUCCGGCACCAAGGCGGCGUGGUGCGGCUACGGCAUCCUCAUCAUCGCGUUCUACUGGAUGACGGAGGCGAUGCCGAUGGCGGCGACGGCGCUGCUGCCGACAGUGCUGUUCCCCUUCUUCGGCGUGCUGGACACGGGGGCGGUGAGCAUGCAGUACAUGUCGAGCACCAACCUACUCUUCCUCUCCGGCCUGAUGGUGGCCGUAGCCGUGGAGAAGAGCAACUUCCACACACGCGCUGCUCUCCGGGUCGUCCUCUUUAUGGGCACCAGCGUCAAGUGGCUGAUGUUGGGCUUCAUGUUCAUCACCAUGUUUCUCUCCAUGUGGAUUUCGAACACGGCGGCCACGGCCAUGGUGGCACCCAUGAUCGAAGCCGUGGUCACUAACCUUUCUCAGGAUCUGGAUGACUCGCCUCAGCCUGAAAGAAAGGACUCGGAAAGGUCCACCAAAGAGGACCAAGAAGCUGCAGCCUCUACGGAAAUCGUCACCAGCACGUCGGAACUACACGUUCAGUCGAAACCGGUGGACCUGAGGCCAGAGCAGCUGCGGGCACCACUGUUCCUGUGCGUGGCGUACGCGGCCAACUGCGGCGGCACCGGCACACUGACCGGCACCGCGCCCAACCUGGUGCUGCGCGGCAUCGUCGAACAGAGCUACGGCAGCGACACGGGUCUGAGUUUUGCCACCUUCAUGCUGUUUGGCGUACCCGCCAUGCUUCUGUGUACUAUCCUGGGAUGGAUGCUACUUGUUGUUCUCUUCCUAGGGCCUAAAUAUCUCGUAGGCGAGCCGACCGACCCCGGCCGGAUAUCGGCGGUGCGGCGCAGCCUGGAACGGAGGUACCGGGCGCUGGGGCCGAUGCAGUUCCACGAGAGUGCCGUGCUCGCCCUUCUCGUGCUGCUCGUGCUACUCUGGUUCUUCAGGGAUCCCCAGUUCAUGCCCGGCUGGAACGGGCUCUUCAAAACGGACAUAGAUGACGGCACUGCAGGCAUGCUCAUUGUUGCUCUCAUGUUCAUGAUACCCGCCAAACCCAGGUUCUGGUGCAUGAAAGAGGAGGGAGGCCGGUCAGAGCUGAGCGACGGUCUCCUGGCGUGGGCGGACGUCCACAAGGGUCUGCCCUGGGGUAUCGUCCUGUUGCUUGGCGGUGGGCUCGCCAUAGCCGAGGCGGCUAACCUGUCGGGUCUGUCAGCCUGGCUAGCCGACCAGCUGGUGGUGCUGAACACGCUGCCACACGGCCUCAUCGUUUUCCUGGUCUGUGCCUUCACUACGCUGGUGACAGAGAUUUCCAGCAACACGGCCAUCGCCAGCAUCCUGCUGCCGGUCAUGGCGCAGCUCUCGAACUCACUGAAGAUCAACCCGCUGUACCUGAUGCUACCCACCACGCUGUGCUGCUCCUUCGCCUUCAUGCUGCCGGUAGCUACGCCGCCAAACGCCAUCGUGUACGGCGUUGGUAACCUCAGAUCGCAGGAUAUGCUGAAGGCAGGAGCAUUCAUGAACUGCAUAUGCAUCGGGGUCGUCAUGCUGCUGAUUCAUACGCUGGGUGUGGCCGUCUUCGACGUGCACACGUACCCGGCCUGGGCGAACACCACCAUCAUUGCUGACUGACCCAACCGGCCGAUACGCACACGUGGACGAUGCGCGACUGCACCCGCACAUGUGGACGAUGCGCGACUCUGUCGACGAAUACCCCGCGAUAGAUCACCAUCUAUCGCGGGGUAUUCGUGAACAAGUGAAGCCGGUUCGGGUGAAGCCAAAACGUACCGUCACAGCCUUGCCUCGAAUCGCAUUUCACACGCUGCGUUCAAAUGCGCCAUCACGGCAGAUAACCAGAUCCCAUUUCGAGAUAACCAGAUAACCAUUUCGUGAAGCAACGUGGAUCUUACGAGGGCAUUGUAAUACGACCCGCCGGCUUUUCUCUCCCCUUCCUUACCCCAGACGAUCGGGUCAUACGUCUGUGCCUCGCCACGCCGCUCCCACCCGCUCGACGUCCGUCCCGACCGUUGUUAAGAACUCGAGUCGCAGGGGCUUCAAGCGACCACCUGCGGCACCAGUACUUAGAAACGGAGCCGGACUCGGCAGCGGCGCGGACUGA
Messenger RNA from Pollicipes pollicipes, 2410 nucleotides. RefSeq names its product solute carrier family 13 member 2. The coding region runs from base 223 to 1923 and encodes 566 amino acids. The transcript has 13 exons. Gene Ontology annotation, molecular function: succinate transmembrane transporter activity; citrate transmembrane transporter activity. The record is from RefSeq and is a predicted model, not a curated record. Lineage: Eukaryota; Metazoa; Arthropoda; Thecostraca; Pollicipedomorpha; Pollicipedidae. Gene Ontology annotation, cellular component: plasma membrane. Gene Ontology annotation, biological process: succinate transport; transmembrane transport; citrate transport.